Molecule: messenger RNA, 1588 nt
Organism: Medicago truncatula (barrel medic)
Lineage: Eukaryota; Viridiplantae; Streptophyta; Magnoliopsida; Fabales; Fabaceae
Product: protein SLOW GREEN 1, chloroplastic
Exons: 4
Coding region: 75-1076 (333 amino acids)
Molecular function (GO): protein binding
Source: RefSeq, a predicted model, not a curated record
AAAAUCUUAAAAAGUUUAUCUCUAGCUCAAAACAAUUGAACAAAAGUAGCAAUUUUUCUUCUCAUUCAAUCAAAAUGGCUUCUACUGCAACAACCACUCUCUUCAUCUCCUCAGAAUUCAAACCAAAUCUCCCCAAUUCCCUUCUUUUGCCACGAAUUCGUAUCUGCAACAAACCCUUAUCAAUUUCACUUCAACCAUCGAAAUUCCGUGCAACCCAUUUAUCACUAUGCAAUUGUUCCCGCACUCCAUUAACACCCUCCACAAUUUUCUCUCCUCAAACAACUUUAACCAACUUCAUUUCACAAAAAAUUUCAUUUUUUCUCAUUGGGUCGUUCAUCUUCGUCGCUUGCUUCAGCAGAAAACCCGCUUUUGCAGUUUCAGUACCUUCUGUUGAUUCAGCUGAAAUUUUGGAGGAAAAGAUUUUGGAGAAGGAUUCAAGAAAUGUUGAGGCUCUUAAAGUGAUUGUGUAUGGGAAAAUUAGGAGAGGGAAGUGCAAAGAAGCUGAGAAGUUUGUGAAGAGGUUGAUUGAUGAGGAACCAAAUGAGGUUGAGUGGAGGCUUUUGCUUGCAUUGUGUUAUGAGACAAUGGGGUAUUUGAGUAAGGCUAAAGGAUUGUAUUUGGAAAUUUUGGAGAAUUGGCCUCUUUUUGUUAGAGCUCUUCAUGGUUUGGCUAUGGUGAUGCACAAAAACAAAGAGGGUCCUGCUGUAUUUGAAAUGCUGAACAAGGCUGUAGAGUUAGCUAUUAAUGAAAACAAAGUUACGGAGGAGAGAAAUAUAAAGAUCUUAACUGCACAAAUGCGUGUUGUACAGGGUGAUUUGGAGGAGGGCUUGAAAAGAUGUCAAGAUUUGAUUGAUCAAAAUCCUCGAGAUUUUAGGCCUUAUCUUUGCCAGGGAAUAAUAUACAGUCUUCUGGAUAAAAAGGAGGAAGCUGCAAAACAGUUUGAAACAUAUCAAGCUCUUGUGCCUGAAGAGUUUCCACAGAGGGGAUUUCUUGAUGAUAUCACCUUAGCAGCAAAAGGAACAUCCCCAGUACAGUUUCAGAAGGAAUUCAGAAAUCAAUUUUCUGACCAAAAAUAGGAAAGGAAAAAAUAUAGGAUGUUUUCUUCUUAGCUAUCUAGCAAUAAUCAAGAAAUGAAAUGCAGUAGCACAGCACACUCUUGUAAAGGCAAAAUCUUAGACUGCUUUAAUGAUGAAGUAAAGUAAGAUUUAGACAUGAGGGUACAACGUGAGGCUGGAUUCACAGAGCAACAAACACCUCCUACUCCUGGCAGUGGAAGGAUCACAUGCCGCUGCCCCUCCAACCCAUAAUACCUAGUGAGCCUAGCCCCUUGAACCAUAAUUUUCCCAAGCCGACCCCACUUAGUGGGAUAAAGCUUGGUUGUUGUUGUAAUGAAGUAGAAUGUGUUACAUAAUUUGUUUUUCUAGCCCUUGCAGUGCAUGGUUCGGGGUCCGAGAUUUUGCUUGUCUAGCUCUGUUCAAAUCAUGUAUGUGUUUCACAUUUUUAAGUAGGAUGCUUUAUCUUGAUUGAGAAAUCUGUGAAUAAGAAUUUGUCUGUUGAUUGAGAAACGCUAUGUUAAAUGUUUGCAUAA